GUACACAGCUAUAUAGGAGCUUUUCCUUUUGUCGAUUUUUUUGUGCGGCAUAUAUUUUUAAACACCAAGGGACAAUUAAGUACGCUUUUUAACGACUGGUGACCUAAGCACGCAUCACUUUGUCACGUACCCCUGCGUUCAAAGGAUUAGAAGACUGUUCCAACAGCACUUGAACGCAGCAUCCAGCAGAGCUGCGUUUGAUACUUCCAGCCUUGAGCGAGAAGCUAACUUCACAUUCAGCAUGUCUGAAAAGGAGCUGGGGAAAAAGUGGGACCGAUGCUUGGCAGACGGUGCCAUUAAAUUCGGCACCGGGCUCGGGUUAGGAAUCGUUUUUUCUGUUCUGUUCUUCAAACGGCACACUUGGCCGAUUUCAUUCUGCUCGGGAGCGGGACUUGGCAUGGCUUACUCCAACUGUCAGAAUGACCUGCGGUCCGCGUACCUGCUGCACAGAAGCGAAAAGGAGCAGUAGCUGGAAAUCAUCGAGGGACUGUCGUUUUUAUUCAUUCGACUUUUUUUGUUUGGCCCGUGGGAGAUUGGCCAUUUGCAUUAUUCUACAAUCAGAUUCCUGUUGAACGAUCCGUCCCAUUAUGACUCUGUGUGAUUGUAUCUGCCCAAUUAGGACAGUGUAAUUUAAUAAAAUAAUCAUGACAAAAAAUGUAAUCCCCCUGAUUUGCUGUAUAAUAAAUUAAAACAUUUCAACU
Messenger RNA from Pungitius pungitius (ninespine stickleback), 701 nucleotides. RefSeq names its product mitochondrial contact site and cristae organizing system subunit 10 (gene micos10). The transcript is spliced from 4 exons. Gene Ontology annotation, cellular component: mitochondrial inner membrane; mitochondrion; MICOS complex. Bases 242 to 469 code for a protein of 75 amino acids. The record is from RefSeq and is a predicted model, not a curated record. Lineage: Eukaryota; Metazoa; Chordata; Actinopteri; Perciformes; Gasterosteidae.